Trichogramma pretiosum is the source of this 1368-nucleotide messenger RNA. RefSeq names its product tigger transposable element-derived protein 4-like. The transcript has 2 exons. The record is from RefSeq and is a predicted model, not a curated record. Gene Ontology annotation, molecular function: DNA binding. NCBI's taxonomy places the organism in Eukaryota, Metazoa, Arthropoda, Insecta, Hymenoptera, Trichogrammatidae. Gene Ontology annotation, cellular component: nucleus. Bases 1 to 1368 code for a protein of 455 amino acids.
AUGCCGAGAAACGAUAUGAGUUUACUCGAAAAGGGAAACGUGCUGAAACAGUACGAUUUACUCGAAAAAUGCACGCAGCGUCAAGCAGCAGCGAAGUUAGGAGUCUCGCAGUCACUGCUGAACAAGUUAUUAAAAACUCGUCACGAAAUCGAGUCGGCCGAGAACAAACAUCGCAAGAGAAACAGGUCCGGAAAGGACGAAGAUUUGGAAAAAGUCUUGAAGAAAUGGUACGUUGAGGUGCUCGACAAAAACGCGCCAGUCAACGGGCCGAUGUUGAAAUCGAAAGCAGUCAGUAUCGCCGAGAAAUUGGGCAGAUCGGAUUUCAAGGUCACGGACGGCUGGUUCUCUCGAUGGCUACGCAGGGAAAACAUCGCUCUGGGCAAACCUCGCGGGGAUCAGCCGCAGACCGAAACCGACAAGAAAAGCGCCGACCAGUGGAUCGCAGCGGAAUGGCCCGGUAUGCGUGAAAAUUAUGCACCCCGUGACAUCUACAAUGCUCACGAAACGGGACUGUACUUUCGAGCGAUGCCCGAACACACUCGUUGCGAUUGCAAGGAGCGCGUGACUCUGCUGUGUUGCGCCAGCAUGUCGGGCGAAAAAAUCACGCUCCUCGUGAUCGGCGAGAAGGCCAACGGUAAUUGCUUUGAAAACGUCAGGAAGCUACCCGUGGAUUUCGAGACGAAUAAAAAUGCAUGCAUGACGCGAGAAAUUUUCACCGAGUGGCUGCGAAAAUGGAACGAACGAUUGGCGAUCGAGCGGCGCCGUAUUUUACUGCUCGUUAGCAGCCACAAGCCUCACAGCGAUCUGCCGAAAUUCGACAACAUCAAAAUUCUUAACUUACCCACGUCGUUCGUUCAGCCCUGCGAUCAAGGUAUCAUUCGAAUGUUCAAAGUUCACUACAGGAAAGAGAUGCUAAAGCGCACAAUAGAGCUCAUAGAAAAUAACAAAGAGGCGCAGACCAACGAUGUCGCUAAAAAAAUAACUCUACUCGAGGCGUUGCAUUUAGCCAACGAAGCCUGGAAUUUGGUCAGUAGUGAGACCAUCGUAAAUUGCUUCAAAACAGCGGGUUUUUCGCCGCGAGACAGCAGCUGCAGGCAGGUGAUGAGCAUAACGUGCGCGCCGGGCAACAAUGCGUUCGCACCGCCCGAGGGUUUAUCAGAGGCUACGUUCAACGAUUGGCUCGGCAUAGAUGAGAAUUUUGCGCACAAUGAGAGUAAUUCGAUCGAAGAGGCCGAUCAAAAUGACGAUCGCGAGUUCGAGGACCAAGUCCAAAAAGUGCCAACUAAUGAAGAAAUGUUGAACGCGCUCAAUAUCUUGAGAAAAGGCGUGCAACAUUACGCGGAUUCGUUUGCCGAGCAUUAUGCGUAA